This is a messenger RNA of Gryllus bimaculatus (two-spotted cricket), 2590 nucleotides long. The record is from the annotation of a GenBank genome assembly. NCBI's taxonomy places the organism in Eukaryota, Metazoa, Arthropoda, Insecta, Orthoptera, Gryllidae.
GUGGGUCCCGAAUGUAAAAUUCGGUGUAAACGAAGUAUUUAUGAAUCUGAAUAUUUCGCUGCUUUAGGGUUGAUGUCAAUCUUAAUUAUAAAAUAAUAUUUUUGUAUUUUCAGGUAUUUAUGUAAUGUUCCAUUAUCGUGCGGUUCCCAGUAGAAACUUCAUUUAUUAGAUUAAUAAAACAAUGUUACGGAAAUGUUGUUAAACCUUUUCUUUAUUUCCUUCCAUAACGAAUUAUAGAUAAUUAUUUUCCCGGAUUUCGAAACUUUUAAAUGCCUUAUAUGGCAUUUAAGCAAAUGUUUGAGGUACAUUGUAUCUGUAAGCUGCAGGGUUUUCAUUAACAUCAUGACCCAUUCUUUUUUUAAUAAUGUCUGAUAAUGCCUUUCUAAUGUAUUUUAUUAUAAUUUCAUCCGCAACGUUCCCUCGUCCCGAGCACCUGAACCAACACUGCACCUCUGUCCUCUACUCCCUUCGCUUCUUUUUAUGUCAACAUGGCGGCGAAGGGUGUUGUCAAUGAGCACAGCUUAGUGGGAAAGAACGGUGUUAGUACACAACACGACAGAAACGGUCUACGAACAGUUCAAGAAUUUUGUAUUCAAAACGGGAAAAUUCAGGAAUCAAGAAAUGGAUCGACGCAUCAUAGCAAGGAGAAGAAAAGAAAGACUGUGGAGUCAUUUGAACAAGUUCCUCUGUACACUGCUGUGAUGACAUACUUGGGCUUCUACCUUUUGAUGUUUUUGGGUUGGUUGAAUCAACUGCUUUUCACUCCCAAUGUUGCUCGUGAACAAAAUAGAGAGGGGUAUGUGCCACUAUAUAACAGAUUUGAAAGUUUUUAUCUUCGAUAUGUGUAUCGACGAGUUCGAGAUUGUUGGAAUAUUCCUAUCUGCAGUGUGCCAGGUGCUGAAGUGGUUUUAAAAGACAGAAUUACUAGAGACUACGGAUGGACAUUUGAAUUUACAGGUACUGAAACUAAGUGCUUGAAUUUAGGCUCAUAUAAUUACUUAGGCUUUGCAGAAACUAAAGGACCUUGUGCUGAAGAGUCUGCUCAAGCUAUUCGUGAUUUUGGUUGUGCACAAUGCAGUCCGUGUCAAGAAUUAGGGACCAAUCCUCUGAUUGUUGAGCUUGAGAAACUGACAGCAGAAUUUCUUGGAGUUGAAGAUGCCAUUGUAUUUGGCAUGGGUUUCGGUACCAAUGCUCUGAAUUUACCCAGCCUUCUAGGACCUGGAUGUUUGGUGUUAAGUGAUGAAAAAAAUCAUGCAUCUUUAAUUCUUGGGCUCAGAUUAUCAGGGGCUACUAUAAAAGUAUUCAAACACAACAAUAUGAAAAACUUGGAAAAAGUUCUGAAAGCUGCAAUUGUUAAGGGGCAACCUCGCUCUCGUCGACCAUGGAAGAAAAUUCUUAUUGUUGUGGAAGGAGUAUACAGCAUGGAAGGAUCCAUUGUUAAGCUUCCUGAAAUAUUGGAGUUAAAGAGAAAAUACAAGGCUUAUUUGUAUGUGGAUGAGGCUCAUUGUAUUGGUGCUCUUGGAGAAAGAGGUCGUGGUGUUGUUGACUACUAUGGAUGUAAUCCAUAUGAUGUAGAUAUCCUAAUGGGAACCUUUACAAAGAGUUUUGGCUCAGCUGGGGGAUACAUUGCUGGCUCUAAGAAACUUAUCGACUACUUACGUAUCAACAGCCAUGCAGCUUGCUAUGCUUCAGCCAUGUCACCUCCUGUUGCACAGCAGAUUUUUACUUCUAUGAGCAUUAUAAUGGGAAAAGAUGGAACAACAGAAGGUUUGCGCCGAAUUCGACAGCUGGCAUAUAACACUCGAUACUUCCGGGAGAGAUUGAAGAAAAUGGGAGUCAUUAUUUAUGGAAACCAGGAUUCUCCGGUUGUGCCUCUCCUAGUAUAUAUGUUUUCCAAAAUUGGUGCUGUUGUGAGAACUCUGAAGCAAAGACGAAUAGCUGUUGUUGGAGUUGGCUUUCCAGCGACACCUCUGAUGGAAGGCCGAAUCCGCAUCUGUCUUUCAGCUGCCCACACAAAAGAACAGCUAGAUGCGGCAUUGGAGACAUUUGAAGAGAUAGCAAAUACAUUAGGACUACGCUAUUCCCAGCAACGUCGUCCAACAGAUCCUGUUUUAUAUGGAGUUCUGGAUAAAGUAGAUUGACAGGCUAUUUUGAACUCUCAAAAUAUUUUGCAUUUACGUGCCCAAAACUGUUUAAAAGUGCUUGUGUGAGAGAGAUGAAUGAUGCAACAUUAUGCCUUAUACAUGUUAUUCCAAGACAAAUAGUAUGUACUUACAAAUUUUCCACACAUACUAUUUAUUUUCUUUGCUUUGGCACUGCUUUUUGGAUUUAUCUCCUAUGUUACAACUGUGAUAACUAUUGUACAUAUCAGAGCUUUUACAGUGACCUUGUGGAAAUGAUUUGUACGUAAUGUUCUCUGCAAGAUAUCCAGUAAUAAGAUUUGUAUUAAGUUGUCACCUUGAGAGGAUGAAGCCAGAUAGAGAGAGAGAGAGAUUGGUAUAAAAUGAAUGACAAUUGUACACUAUUGCUUUUGUAUUGCAUUCAUAUUGUUGUGUGAUUAUUGUAAACAAAUUAAAAGUUAUUUCUUAUA